Messenger RNA from Polyodon spathula (Mississippi paddlefish), 1748 nucleotides. Its product is annotated as peroxisome proliferator-activated receptor gamma-like. The record is from RefSeq and is a predicted model, not a curated record. Gene Ontology annotation, biological process: negative regulation of transcription by RNA polymerase II; regulation of lipid metabolic process; hormone-mediated signaling pathway. The transcript is spliced from 7 exons. NCBI's taxonomy places the organism in Eukaryota, Metazoa, Chordata, Actinopteri, Acipenseriformes, Polyodontidae. Gene Ontology annotation, molecular function: zinc ion binding; RNA polymerase II cis-regulatory region sequence-specific DNA binding; nuclear receptor activity. Bases 213 to 1712 code for a protein of 499 amino acids. Gene Ontology annotation, cellular component: nucleus.
CCUUUUUAAAAAAAAAAAAAAAAAAAAAACUAGUGACCUGAUAUUAAGUGUAAAAGUUCUUGGUAUUCAGGUUUAGCUUGGUGUUAUCACUGCAUUACCUGGUGUGCUUCCACCAACAGUCCGUCUUAGUGGUGUCUCAGGAAAUGACAGUUUGACAGAUUGUGAUUUUAUCAUAGAACUCAGUGUAUGUUUGUGCAAGGUAGAAUCAACACAUGCAGCAUUGUCAUUACACUGUCAGCAAUCCAUAUCUUUCAUUAACCGGAACAGCCAUGGUAGAUACACAGCUGCCAAUGUGGCAAGUGAGCUUUGGGCUGAAUCCAGUGGAUAUGGCAGAGCUGGAUGACCACUCCCACUCUUUUGACAUCAAGCCCUACACGACAGUGGAUUAUUCCGGCAUUUCCAACCGGUCUUACGACUUCAGCCCGCCCGAGAGAGCCGACCUGACAGAGCUAGACUGCAAAUACGAUUUUAAAUUACAAGAAUACCAUCAUACAAGCACGAUAAAACUUGAACCACCAUCUCCACCUCAGUACUCAGACAAAAGCUUUCCAUUUACAAAACUGCAUGAGGACCCUUUGAACUCCACACUGUCCGUAGAGUGCAGAGUCUGUGCGGACAAGGCCUCAGGAUUUCACUACGGAGUCCAUGCAUGUGAAGGAUGCAAGGGCUUCUUCCGCAGAACAAUCAGGUUGAAGUUGGUAUAUGACAGAUGUGACCUAAACUGUCGCGUUCACAAGAAGAGCAGAAACAAAUGUCAGUACUGCAGGUUCCAGAAGUGUCUCAUGGUGGGCAUGUCGCACAACGCCAUACGAUUUGGCCGAAUGCCCCAGGCUGAAAAAGAGAAGCUUUUGGCAGAGAUCUCCAGCGAUAUUGACCAGAUGAAUCCCGAGUCUGCUGAUCUCAGAGUCCUUGCCAAGCACUUGUAUGACUCAUAUUUCAAGUCCUUUCCUCUCACCAAAGCCAAGGCGAGGGCCAUCUUGACGGGAAAGACAGGAGAUAAAGCCCCUUUUGUGAUUCACGAUAUGAACUCUUUGAAGGCUGGAGAGCAUUACAUCAGCUUCAAGCAGCCUCCUGUUCCAGAUCAGGGGCAGCAACAGAACAAGGACAUGGAGAUCCGGCUUUUCCAAAGCUGUCAGUUCCGCUCCGUAGAGGCAGUCCGGGAAAUCACUGAGUUUGCCAAGAGCAUCCCGGGCUUCCUCAACCUGGAUCUCAACGACCAGGUGACUCUCCUCAAGUACGGCGUCCACGAGGUGAUCUUCAGCAUGCUGGCCUCUCUCCUGAACAAGGACGGGGCCCUGGUCUCCUGCGGACAGGGCUUCAUGACCCGAGAGUUCCUCAAGAGUCUACGCAAGCCCUUCUGUGAGCUGAUGGAGCCCAAGUUUGACUUCUCUGUGAAGUUCAACGCCUUGGAGCUGGACGACAGCGACCUAGCAGUGUUCAUCUCUGUCAUCAUUCUCAGUGGAGAUCGGCCAGGUUUGGUGAAUGUAAAGCCCAUCGAGGACCUACAGGAUAACAUGCUGCAAGCUCUGGAGCUACAGCUCAAAAUGAACCACCCAGACUCCCCCCAGCUCUUUGCCAAACUGCUCCAGAAAAUGACAGACCUGCGGCAGGUCGUAACAGAACAUGUGCAGCUGCUGCAGCUCCUCAAGAAAACAGAGCUGGACAUGGACAUCCACCCGCUUCUGCAGGAAAUAAUCAAGGACUUGUACUAGAAGACUGCAUUCCGUCUCCUCGCCCACUGUCAAAAA